Messenger RNA from Coprinopsis cinerea okayama7#130, 624 nucleotides. RefSeq lists its product as hypothetical. The transcript has 2 exons. Bases 1 to 624 code for a protein of 207 amino acids. NCBI's taxonomy places the organism in Eukaryota, Fungi, Basidiomycota, Agaricomycetes, Agaricales, Psathyrellaceae. The record is from RefSeq and is a predicted model, not a curated record.
AUGCUUUUCCCGUACCGCGCCGGCCAUGAACUUUCCAACAAUCACUUGGCCCAAGUGGCGUAUUACUGGCACCUAGUCCUACUGGACAAUCCAAGCGUUGCAAGGAUCAAGAGACACCUCCCCACGUCCAUGGAUGUUUGGGGAAAGUUGAGGAUAAAUGGUGGUCGCACCACAGUCCGCACAGAGAUGGUCUCCGAGAAGACAUUGAGGCACCGCCAACGCCUCACGUCAUAUGUUCGAUACGAGUCUGAGUAUCAGGGGCAAGAUGGACGACAAUUUACUGUCGUAUCGUACGGCGAACUUUCGUUGAUACUUGUCUGCACCUUGCCAAAUCACCGACUGUUCGGGAACCACGCGGGCAAGACACAUCUGCUAGCUGUUGUUACGCCAUGUCAAACACAAAGCACCGAUGCACGACUGGAGCCAACUGGGUACGACCAGCUCCUUGCGCCAGUCGUCAUCGAUGUUCGCAGCAUUACUGCUGCUGUUGGACGACAACGGCGCGGGAACACAUGGUGGAUCAUUGACCAGUUUGACGCCGCACUGCCAACAUUUGAUGAGCUGAAUGUAAAGAAUGGGGAUGUGCUUGAUGUCGACGUCGAUGAGGAGGAUGAAGAAGAGUAA